GUCUGGGCUGGGAAGCGUCGGUGGCGGCAGCAGCAGCCGGACGGCCAGGAGACAGGCAGGCAGUGAUCGGCGGAGGGAGACCUCUGCGACUGCAGCCCGGCAGUGGGGCAGCAGCAGGAGCGUCCCGCGUGCGCGCCCGCGGAGAGAAGCGCGCUGGGGAGCUGCCGCCGCCGCGUCCGCUCGGCGCCCUUAUGUUUCUGCGCGGGGUGGAUGCCUGCAGCUUAGGAAGCCCGCGGAGCCCACCGCGUCCCCCUGGCCCCGGCUAGCUGCGCCCUCCCGUCCUGCACUCGGCUGGGAUGAAGAACUUACUGAUCUUUCUCUUCUCUGCCUGCUGGACUUGGGGGCUGGUAAAUAGUAUUCAUCCAGAAUGCAGAUUACAGCUGGAGAUCCAUGAAGAGGAAAUAAAGUGUAUGGCAUUUUUAAAGAAUGAAGAAAAGGUGGAUUUUAAAGGAUGUCUUGGUGCCUGGGAUAACGUGACUUGUUGGCGCCCUGCAGAAAUUGGAGAGACUGUGACUGUUCCUUGUCCAAAAGCUUUUAGUCAUUUUUUCAGCAAACUAGGAAAUAUCAGUAAAAAUUGUACAAGUAAUGGCUGGUCAGAGAUAUUCCCAGAUGUCUUCUAUGCCUGUGGGUUUAAAGACGUUGACGAGGAUAGCACGAUUUUCUAUGUGCUUGUGCGAGCAAUUUAUACCCUUGGACACAGUGCAUCUCUCAUUGCUCUGACGACAGGAAGCAUAAUUCUUUGCCUGUUUAGGAAACUUCACUGCACUCGGAACUACGUGCAUUUGAAUUUGUUCCUGUCUUUCAUUCUAAGAGCAAUCUCUGUUUUAGUCAAAGAUGAGAUCCUCUAUUCCAAUACCAACACAGACCACUGCUCAGAGGACCAACCCUCCUGGGUCGGCUGCAAGGCUAGCUUGGUAUUUUUCCAGUACUGUGUAAUGGCCAACUUUUAUUGGCUCUUAGUUGAAGGACUUUAUCUCCACAUCCUCCUCACGGUCAUAUUCUCUCCUAACAGACACUUCACCGUAUAUCUCCUAAUUGGAUGGGGAGUCCCUACAGUAUUCAUUGUCAUGUGGAUAGUGUCUAGGGUCUACUUCGAAGACACGGGUUGCUGGGACACAAGUGAUCACAGUGGUCCUUGGUGGGUUAUAAGAUUACCAAUCCUAAUCUCCAUUUUAGUGAAUUUUAUACUUUUCAUUAGCAUUAUAAGAAUUUUACUACAAAAGCUGAGAUCACCUGAUGUGGGAGGCAAUGACCAGUCCCAGUACAAGAGGCUUGCAAAGUCAACACUGCUGCUGAUCCCACUGUUUGGCGUUCACUACAUGGUGUUUGCUGUCUUUCCUAUUCGCAUUUCUAAUAACUAUCAGAUCAUUUUCGAGUUGUGUCUGGGAUCUUUUCAGGGCCUGGUUGUUGCAGUUCUGUAUUGUUUUCUGAACAGUGAAGUACAAGGGGAAUUAAAAAGAAAAUGGCGGAGUUGGUGUUUGAACCAAAGAAUGGGCCGAGAUUACAGAGUUCACAGCUCUUCCAUUUCUCGGAAUGGCUCAGAAAGCAUCUCCCAAUUGCAUCGUAAUUCAACAACUCAGUUUUCUCUCCAGACAGAAACCUCAGUGAUAUAAGCCAUGUGAGUGGUUGCUAAAGACUAUGGGGCAUAUCACUGUGUGUAGCUCAGUCAGUGUGAUAUUUUCUAACUCGCAGACUUUGUAUUCUGUUCUGUCUACAUGUCAAGAAGGACACAGGGGUGGCCUACUGCAGUGCAAGGUGUGAUUUGAACUUAGCCCUAGUACUUCUUGUACUAAGUUUUAUCCCCAGGACACAGGAAGAGGCGCAUUGUACAUUCAUUUGCAUCAGUUGUCCUGCUUCAAGAGAUGUUGAUUCCAAUCUGAUAAUAAUUGGGAUUUACUAGCUUAUUCUUCUAGAUGUCCAUUGGGUAUAUUGUAAGUCAUCCAGAGUCUGAAUUAUUUGCAGACAGUGUUCACCCAUUAGUCACUGGCCUGGGUGAUGCCAAAUACCAUUAGGCCUGAACCCCUGCCUGACUUGCUGAUGCAGGUCAUGAUACUGAUGCAUGUUAAUCUUAGCCCAUAGUUGCCACUCCCUGAUGACAGCCUGUGGAGUUAUGCUUUGAAGUAUUAAGGACACUUUCAAAUUGUUUUCAGCGACACUUCUGAGAGGUGAAGCUGCAACAGGCAAUUCCUUCUGCCUUCCUUGAUAGAUCUUGUUUUCCAGACCCCGAACCACCUCCAUUGCCCUCCACUGAUCACUCACCUGACUCCUGGUAUGUUUGAGGUUUGCUGGAGUUCAGCUGCCUGUAUUGGUGCAGGAAAGGAAAUCAGUCAGACCACCCCACUGAUUCCCCUUGCUGCAUCGCCUCCCACAAUUCCGCACCAACCAUAGAAUCAGCCAAUUCACAGUGUAGCCUUUUCAGCAGUGGGCAUUUUAUUUUAUGCAUUAUUUUUCCCCUUAAGGAGAAAAUGCCAUCUCAGAGAGAAGGGAAAUUGAUAGACCCAAACAUUGUGCACACAUCCGACACAAAUCGCUUUUCCUGAAUCAUUAAUUCAGAGAGGUAUUGUGCAAUGUGUGUGUUAUAAACAAAACUGGUCAUCAUAUCAAAAAUGUUUUUUUGUAUAUUCCCCACCCCCAAAAUAAUUUGCAUAGUGCUAUGUAACAGCUUGUUUGGCACCUAAUAUUCAGCAUAUUGAAUUAUAAAUAUUAAUAGGCUAUGUAAAUACUCUUAGCAUAAUACCACUUUAUAUCUGUGUGCUGACUACAAAUACAGACCUAACGAAGCCGGGGGGGAAAUCUGACAUGAUCCCUUUUUAAUUACCAUAAAAGGCAUAAACUGAAUGGGACUAUUUUGUUUUAACCUUCUAUCCUUAUGCAGCCAUUGCAAAUGAAAAGACAGGAGGCUGACAGGUUCUUAGAAAUAUAAGCAUGCCAUGCCUUUUUAAAAAAAUCUUUUUUAAAAAGGCACAUGGCUGUGUUUACUUCUGUUGCCGCCUCUGACCAAGUUUUUUCUAAAUUAUAAAUGUGAAUGCUGCUGUACUCUUCCACAGUGCGUUUUUUAGCUCAUAAAUGGAAGUGUUACCAGAAUACUACAGGCAGCAAACAAAACGGAGAUAUGUAGAGAGCUGAUUUACAAUUCAAUUUAGACAGGGAGCUUAAACACCUUUAAGUACCGUAUUUUAAAUAGAAUAAGUUCUCAUAGACCCUAUUUAAACAUGGUUCAGGGGAUUAUGAAAGAUGUCAGGGCCAACUCUAGAACAACUGGUUUGGGAUAACAUUGGGAUGGCAAAGAACAUUAUUAGGGGAGCAAGGAUUUUGCUAUACAUUGAAGCUAUUCUCAUGAGCAGCGAAAACCGGGCUGGGUUUCCCUAGCCCGUUUUUUGCUGCUUGUGAGAACUUCUGGGAGACGUGUGGCUUAUGGCAGUGGCACGGCAGCGAGCCCUCUAAAGGUUAAGAGCCCUCUAAAGCCUGCUGCUUAACCUGGGUUUGGGGCACAAGCAUGCCCCCAAACUGGGCUGAUUGUGCAUCUGCUAUGGCUGCUUGCAGCAAGCAGCAAGCAACACUCGGGGGGGGGGAGGGCUCCCAGUAAAGCACCAUGUACUCGCACGGUGCAUUAUCGGGGCUCCGGGGGACAGGGUGCUGAAUGGCGGCGCUUCCCUGCACCUGACCCUGCACUCUUCCCUGCUCUGUACUGCCAGAAGACUGACAGUCUUCAGUGCAUCAUCAGCUGUCCCCUGACUGGCCAUGAUGGGGAAGGAGGUGGGGACCAGCUCUACUGAAGGCAUUGCUAGCAAAGGACAAUAGAGUGUGCUGUGCAGAGCAGCACAUUCACAGAUGCAGCACAUUCACAGAUGAAGCCCCUGUAGCCACAGCACUCUAUUACAAAUAUGGCGCUCGCUCCCAGAGAUUCCUAGAAAUGGCAAAUACACCCACACAACAACAACAAUUUAUAUACGGCUUUUCAACAAAAGUUUCCAAAGCGGUUUACAUAGAGAAAUAAUAAAUAAAUAAAGAUUAUUUAUUGACACAGCCAAUGCAUCGAGUAAAAAGGCUCCUAUUUUAAUCCUACCUUGGUUAAAAAAAAAAAAACAAAGUACAGAACCUGUGUGUGCACACCAUAAAUGCAAAAAGUGUGCUUCCAACCAGAACUGUCUCCUUUUGUCAAAAACAGCCACACAGGGAAGCAAACCCAGUUGGGACUCAAAUGCAUGGAAAAGGGAAGGUUUACGCUUUCCGUGCACCCUUCUUCCCUGCACCUUGCUGAAAAUUGUCCUGCUGAAGUGGUGACUUGUCCCUGAAGCAAGGAUUUCUGCUUUCUGCCUAUUGACCAUCUGCCGCAAAUGAAGUGGAGAUGUUACCUCCUUGAAAAUAUUCAUUGGUUAAAGGAUGUGUUGAUACGCUGCCCUUUGGGCUAAUCAAAACCUGAGCAAGGCUAGGGAAAACAUGCCAGUUCCUGGGGGGCCACUAGAGCAGGGGCAGGCUGUUGCCUUCAUCUCCGGCUUGUGGGAUUUCCAGAGACAUCUGGUGGGCCACUGUGGGAAACAGGAUGCUGGGCUAGAUAGGCCUUGGGUCUGAUCCAGCAGAGCUCUUCUCAGGUUCACCACCAUCCCUUACUCACCUUCAGAGUGGCCCUUCAGGUGAACAAGUUGCUGCCCAGGGAAAUGGAGGCUUACUUCCCUCUGCUGCCUUAAAGAAAACCUUUGUUUCCAUGAACAACGUGUUUUGCAAUCUUCACCAACUUUGGCCUCACAAUAGUCCUGGGAGUGUAGCUUGCCCAAUGCCACCUAAAAGGCUUCAUGGCAGAGCAAGAAUCUGAGCGAGUGUCUCACAACGAAAUGCUGUGCACAGCACUGAUGCAGGGUAGCCAUGUCGCUGUAGCUGAUUACGUUCCGGUGCCUGCUUUCCCCUUGGGUAACUCCAGUUUUAUGCCAGUUUUUCUCUCUUGAUGUCUAUCUAUUGCAAGGGCUGUUUAUGUUCUGCACCAAGAAAAUUCAGUGUUUGCACCAGGGCAACUCACAAGCUAAGCUCAAAAUAAGCCAUGCCCCCGCAAAAAAAAACACACACACCAAGUGUGCAACAGUUAAUUCUGUAUAAAUAUGCAAUGUUUCAGUGAGUUAAUGCUACCUUGUUGCAUCAUUGUCAUGUAGUUUACCCAGCAUAGACAGUGGGUUGGAGGUUGAAUUGCAUUUUGCGUGGUGUGAUUGUUUUUGGAUGCUUUAUCCCUCUCAAAACAUUCUGUAGGAGAGGUUAUUUGCCAAUGUGGACUAAUAGCAAUUAUGUCAAUGUUGUCCUGUAUUUUUAAAAAUUAGAUCCCUGUGUCAGGCUUCUGUGACCAUAUUAAGCUCGCAAACAUCCAGUGCUAAAAUACAGUAAUUUGACAGUAAUUCAAAUCAACCAGAUGUCAGUGGAGUUUGCUUCUAUAUAAAUAAGAUCAUUAUUUAAAAUGCCCAACCAUAGUCCAUUGCAUUUAAACGAAAUACAAUACAGUCAGAACAAAUGCAGUUAAGACAGCUGCCUAGCAAGAAAUGAUGAAUUAUAUAAAUCCCAUAAAAUCAACUUUCUUGAUUGCUUGAAAUAAAAUGAGCCUGUAGCUUUUUGGCUUUUCUAUAUAAAUGAACUUGGGAUCUCAACCCGAAUAAAACAUAUUUCUAGAGAGUCCUUUAUACAAUUUGGGGUCUACAUGUGGUUAGCAUUGGUACUGAAGCCUUCAUCUCCCCUGUUACUACUGGAUUCAAAUGGAUUCUGUGAGUACCAAAACUCCCCUUAUAUUACUGGGGCCAGCUGAAUAGACUUGGGUCUGACUUGUCUUGUCUUGGGGUGGUACUUUCAAAAGCUCAGGAUAUAUUUUAUGUAGGGUCAGGAGCCUGAGUAAAAGAUUAUGCCUAAAUUAGAGAGCAACCCAUCUCAUUGCUUGUGUAAGUUUGCUGUGUUCCUGAAUAUGCCCCACUAAGGAAGAAAAUGGAAUAACAAGUCCAAGUCAAUGGCUGACAUGUUGCGCAGUAUAUCACAGGUGAUUCUGCACUGCUUGCACUGCUGUGGGUGUCUAAAACAACGCUGACGCUGCUAUGCAAGAGCACUGUUGCACUAAUAUUAAAAUUGUGCAGUCUUUCUUGCAUAACACUACAGCGAUUAUUUCCAACAACUGUAGUGUCGCACAAGCACAAUAGCGCAAUUUUAUAUAUUAAUGCACUCUUGCGCAUCAGUACUGGUGUUUUAGAUGCAGAAGCACAGGUGAUACAGAGCCGCCUGCAAUACACUGCAUAUCGUGUCAAACACUGCCUCCUGCAAGAUGAAUUUAUUAAAUUAUGUUAUUUGAAUUAGCGUACACAGAGGAAUUUAUUCACAAAAAGAAUGUAUGUGUACCAAGAGAAUUUAUAGAAGAACAGGCUUUUCAAUAAGAACAAGCCUUGCUGAAAGAGAACCAGCAUGACUUCUGCAGGGGAAAGUCUUGCCUCACUAAUGUUUUGGAGUUCUUUGAGAGUAUCAACAGGCAUGUGGAUAAAGGUGAUCUGAUAUUGUAUAUCUGGACUUCCAAAAUGGAGGGAAGUAAGAAGUGGGAUCCCCCAAGGAUCUGUCCUGAGACCAGUGCUCUUUAACUUAUCCAUAAAUGAUCUAGAAGUUGGGGUAAGCAGUGAAGUGGCCAUAUUUGCAGAUGACACUAAACUAUUUAGAAAUCCACAACAGAUUGUGAGGAGCUCCAAAAGGAUCUCUCCAAACUGAGCGAGUGGGUGACAAAAUGGCAAAUGUGGUUCAGUGUGAGCAAGUAUAUAGUGAUGGGUAUUGGGCAAGGGGGAAAGCCAACAAAAAACCAACUUCACAUAUACACUGAUGGGGGUCUGAGCUGACUGACUGACUGACCAGGAGAGAGAUCUUGGGGUAGUAGUGGACAGGUCGUUGAAAGUGUCAAUUCAGUGUGCAGCAGCUGUGAAAAAGGCAAAUUCCAUGCUAGGGAUCAUUAGGAAGAGGAUUGGAAAUAAAAUGCUAAUGUUAUAAUGCCUUUAUACAAAUCUGUGGUGCUGCCACAUUUGGAGUACUGCAUGCAGUUAUAGCCCCUGUAUUUCAAGAAAGACAUUGUUGAACUGGAAAAGGUGCAGAAAAGGGCGACCAAGAUGAUCAGGGGCCUGGAGCAUCUUCCUUUUGAGGCAAGACUACAGCAUCUGGAGCUUUUUAGUUUGGAAAAGAAGCAACUACAGGGAGACAUGGUAGAGGUGUAUAAAAUUAUGCAUGGAGUAGAGAGAGUAGACAGAAAAUUUUCUCCCUCUCUCACAACACUAGAACCAGGGGUCAUCUCAUGAAACUGAAGGUUGGGAAAUUUAAGAUCAUCCAAAAGAGGUACUUUUUCACACAGCACAUAAUUAAUCGAUGGAAUUCUCUGCCAUGGGAUGAGGCCACUAGCUUGGCCACUAGUUUGGAUAGCUUUAAAAGGGGCUUAUACAAAUUCAUGGAGGACAGGUCUAUCAAUGGCUACUAGUCUGGUGGCUGUGGGCCACCUCCAUCAUCAGAGGCAAGAUGCCUCUACAUACCAGUUCCAGGGAGCAACAGAAGGUGAGAAGGCAUGCCCUCACCUCUUGCAGUGGGCUUCUCAGAGGCAUCUGGUGGGCCACUAUGUGAAACAGGAUGUUGGUCUAGAUAGGCCUUCGUCCUGAUCUAACAGGGCUGUUCUUAUAUUCUUAUUAGGGAUAUGCACAAAUCACAAUUUGCAGCAUGAUUUGCAGCACAUCCCGGCACCUUUGAAACAGAGGUGAUCAGGUGCAUACCUGCUCCUCUGCCUCUCGCUGCCACACACCGCUGGCACGCGAAGAUAGCUGGGGGAAGCACUGCUGAUACUGGUAGUGGCAGCAAGGAGCAGGUAUGCACCUGCUUUCUUCUAUUUUAAAAGUGCCUGAGAUGUUCUGCACAUCAUGCUUCGAAUUCUGAUUCAAACAUCCCUAGUUCUUAUUAAUAACUCAGGUUGUAAAUGAAGUCACAAGUUACUGUGGCGUUUGAUCAUUGGCUAACAAAGGAUAAUUUUAAUCAGCAAUGUUUAAAACCCAUUUCUCUAAUUCAAGGUUUAGGGUUUCACAGGAGCAGCUUCAUAGUGGAACAAAAGCCCAAAUUCAGACAUUAUGCAGUACAAGUGUACAGUUGUCUGUGCACUCAUUUCUUUGUCUGAGUGAAUGACUGCAUGUGGGUUCAUUUUAAAAGUGAACCUGGAUACAGGCGCUUCAAAUGCAUGGUACAGAUAGGAAGUGUACCGCUGUACCUGCAUUCAACAUAACAUGUGAAUCAUUUUGUGUACAGAUCUGUACCUGUGUACAGUGUACCCUUGUUCGAUUAUUGGACAGAACGUGUGAAUGGGGCCUUUUGUCAAAGUCAUGUUUUUCCAAGUGUGGAAUCUCCGACAGCUUUGACAAACAACCGUACCGUCAGUCUAUUUUAUUAGCUAAUACUAAAUCCAUAUUCCAGUGGCACAGAUUCUUACAAUAUGUAUUUAACCAUAUGCCUCUUACUUUGCCAGUAAAUACAAUGGCUUAUUCAUUAGAAUUAGGCAUAAUGGUACAUGGCAUAAAAGCUUUUAAAAGUAAUUAGGCUGAUAAUUAUUCAUACGGAACGGCUGUACCUCUUUCUGUUAUGAACUGAAUUUAAUAUGCCUUCCGAUGUUUUUGGCAACACAUUCUCAUAAGAAAGAGUCAUUAAGGUGUUCUGUUUGGUUUCCUACCAUUCGUCUUUCUUUUAAUUUGUCAAGCACAGUAAAUUGUGAUGUAAAUAAAUCUGGUUUUUUUAAAAAAUAAAACAAAAUGUACAGAUUUAUGAUGUUGUAUAGGUAGAUGUGUGUAAAUAGACUGGCUUUUCAUAUUUGUAAGAUCGCAUUUGUAUCUCCUGUUUCUUUUCUUUAAUCUAUAAAAUAUUCUAUAAAAC
Molecule: messenger RNA, 8895 nt
Organism: Hemicordylus capensis (graceful crag lizard)
Lineage: Eukaryota; Metazoa; Chordata; Lepidosauria; Squamata; Cordylidae
Gene: VIPR2
Product: vasoactive intestinal peptide receptor 2
Exons: 13
Coding region: 297-1613 (438 amino acids)
Biological process (GO): adenylate cyclase-modulating G protein-coupled receptor signaling pathway; cell surface receptor signaling pathway
Cellular component (GO): plasma membrane
Molecular function (GO): G protein-coupled peptide receptor activity; peptide hormone binding; vasoactive intestinal polypeptide receptor activity
Source: RefSeq, a predicted model, not a curated record